This is a messenger RNA of Diatraea saccharalis (sugarcane borer), 3711 nucleotides long. NCBI's taxonomy places the organism in Eukaryota, Metazoa, Arthropoda, Insecta, Lepidoptera, Crambidae. The record is from the annotation of a GenBank genome assembly.
AAUAGAUACGUAGUAGGCUGUGGUAGUAGGUAGUAGUAUCUCCUUCUGGGUCUGUGGUCAGAAGUAGAAUAGAAAGUUAAAAUUUGGUUUUUCUGUUAAGUUUAUUAAACUUUAAAUUAAAUAUUAUAUUUAAAGAUUUGGAAAUUAUAUGAUGGUGCUUUUUUUUCUCACUUGAACUUAGUAAUAAUAUUAUUAAGUAAAUUGCCAUUAUAAACUUAUUCUUUACAAUUUGUGCCCUAAAAUGGAAUCAAACGACAGCCUAGACGAUAAAGACAGUGGGCCAGAAGUCCAAAUCAACCUCCCUAACUCUGUGAUUAGCCGUAUCGAGGAGUUGAUGGGUGGAACUGAACAGUUUGAUAGUGACGAGUUUGAUGCAGUAGCAUACAUAAACAGAGUAUUUCCAACAGAGCAAUCAUUGUCUGGUGUAGAGAGUGCAGCUGCUAGAUGCGAGUUUCGUCUCUCAGGUGUAGAACAGGAUAUAAGGCGUCUAGUUCGUGCCCAAGCCGAGCAGCGUGCUGCAGGGCAAGCGGCGUUGUUAGAAGCACAGCGUUGUAUUGCUGAAUUAGCUCUACAGGUGGCUGAUAUAAACAAGAAAGCUGAACGCAGUGAGAGCAUGGUUCGUGAGAUAACGUUAGAAAUUAAACAACUGGACUGUGCUAAAUGGAACUUAACUGGAGCCAUCACUGCACUCAACCACUUGCACAUGCUAGUGGGUGGGGUUGGUGCGUUACGACAGAUGACAGCCGCUAGACAGUAUAAGGAGUUAGCAUUACCGAUGCAAGCCAUUAUGGAGGUGUUACAGCACUUCGAGUCGUACCGUGAGAUCCGGGAGUUGAGCACGCUACGUGACCAGGUAUACGAAAUACGUAGCCAACUGGCCACUCAAAUCCUCGCAGAUUUCAAAGAAACCUUUACUGCUGGGAGUAAAAGUACGGUUUCUCACAAGACAUUGUCGGAAGCGUGCGCGGUAGUGGACAUACUAGAUCCUAAAGUCAAACGAGAAUUACUACAGUGGUUCAUUGGGAUGCAGCUCCAAGAAUACCAACAUCUAUUUUCCGCUGAACAAGAGUGCGCUUGGCUACCACACGUGGAAAGAAGGUACGCGUGGCUCAAGAGACACUUGUUGACCUUCGAAGAUACACUUGGAAAUAUGUUUCCGAUGUCAUGGAAGCUCAGCGAAAGGAUAGCCAGACAGUUCUGUCAGAUAACUCGUGGUGAAUUAUCGUCCAUGAUGGCGGCGCGUCGAAGCGAACUCGACGUGAAAUUGCUACUUUACGCAAUACAGAAGACGUACAACUUCGAAUUGUUACUACACAAAAGAUUUACUGGAACAGAUUUAGGGUCUGAGAAUAUGGAUCCAUCGGCGUUGGAUAAGCAAGAUGGAUUUGAAUCUGAAGGCAAAGAGAAUGAAUCCACAAAUGAAAUAGUAGACACAAAAGUGGGGGGUGAUGAGGGUGGGGAUGAGUCAGCUUGGGUCCGUUCUAUAGGGGCGUGCUUCGAGCCUCACUUGUCGUUGUAUAUACACAGUCUCGAUGCCAACUUGCGAUCUUUCAUGGAUAGAUUCGUUCAGGACGCUAAGUCAGUGGACGCGGGCGCUGGGAUAGGAUCAGGCGCUGGCGCAGUAAUGGCGUCAUGCGGGGAUCUGUUCCUGUUCUAUAAGAAGUGUUUAGUGCAAUGUGCUAGACUUACUACUGGCGAGCCCAUGUUAGAGUUGGCCGGAGUAUUCCAGAAAUAUCUUCGAGAGUACGCGUCCUCAGUGCUAGCGGCUGCUUUGCCGCGGAACGGUGGAGGCAGCGGGAGCGGUAGCGGGGUUGCCGUACCCACUCUCGUAUCCAAUCUUCAUACGUUACUCAAAGACGACACAGCCAAUGCUAGGUACACGAAACAAGAGAUAUGCAAGAUCACAAGUGUUAUAACAACGUCGGAAUACUGUCUGGAAACGACUGUACAUUUAGAACAAAAACUCAAGGAGAAAGUAGCCAAGAAUCUCUCAAAUAAAAUAGAUUUAACGCCCGAGCAAGAUCUGUUUCACAAAAUGAUCAAUAAUUGCAUACAAAUGUUGGUUCAGGACUUAGAGUUGGCAUGCGAGCCGGCACUCCAAGCUAUGACGAAGAUAUCCUGGCUAAGUUUCGAUAACGUUGGGGAUCAGAGUUCCUAUGUCACUCAAAUAAUAAUGCACUUGAAGAAUACAGUGCCGUAUUUGAGGGAUAAUUUGGCGUCCUCAAGAAAAUACUUCACACAGUUUUGCAUACGAUUCGCGAACUCUUUCAUACCGAAAUUCAUUCAGAACAUUUACAAGUGCAAGCCCAUUUCCACAGUAGGUUCCGAACAAUUACUUUUAGAUACUCAUAUGUUAAAAACUGCUCUAUUAGAGCUGCCAUCUAUCGGUUCUGAAGUGAAACGUCCAGCACCAGCUAUGUAUACUAAGGUUGUUAUAAAACUAAUGACAAAAGCUGAAAUGAUAUUGAAACUGGUGAUGGCGCCAAUAGAUGGUAGUAUGGAAGGUUUCGUAGCUCAAUUCGUGCAGUUACUACCGGAAUCUACUAUAACUGAAUUUCAUAAAGUCUUAGAUAUGAAAGGUGCCAAGCUUUCUAAAACGCAACAGGCUUCCUUGGAUGCUCUAUUUAAAGAAACUACCAAAUCUGUGCAUAGUGAAGAAAGCAAAUCCUCACAGUAUUCAUGGAAUAAUUUGUCCACUCGCGGGUUUUUUGAUAAUUUCACCAAGGAUAGCACGACAGGAAAAUAAUGUUUUAAACAUCAUUGGUUUAUUUUUCAAGAUCGUUAUUGGCAAGAAAAUGUUCCUCAAUCAUAUUCAAAUAAAAUUGUAAAUCAUUAAGUUAAUAUUAUGUAUGUCUUAAGAGUUUUAGUUUUCCUUGUUUUCGCUUUUCUUAUAUUUUGCGAAUUAAGACAUACAGGGUUAUUUGUACUGUGUCGUGAAAUUUUAAGUCUAUGUUUAUUGAUAAACUAAAGAACGACGAUAAUUCGCUCACUGUGAGCCAUACGCGCUUAAAGUUAUUAAUAUUCGAACAGUAAAUUAAGUUUUAUUUUUGUAUUAUUUAAAAAAAACCUGCAACGAAUAUUGGUUAUUGGUUUUUUAUAAUUAACCCUGUAUAAGCCUAAGAAUAAUAAUAUUUUAUACUUCCGCACUUAUUUAAAAAUAACGAGUUUCAAAGCGCCUUUAAUUUUUUAAAUUAUUUUUAGGUGUUUUAAAUCCUUUUCGAGAACCUUAAUUAUUCGUGAUAUUAUUAUAUUCGUAUUAUGCGAAUGAGACACGAUAAGUAUUUGUGACAAAGACAAUUGUCAGUUAAAACAAUCAUCACACUUUUUUUUGUAUAUUUUAUGUCUCACUCGCACACUCUGCACCAACUAUCUGAAACAUUAAUUAAAAUUUUGACAUUACAUAGUGUUUAUAAGACUUGAAUUACGAUUUUUGCAUAUUUUAAUUAUUGGAUGAUUUUAAUUUUCCGUCCAAACAAAUAACAGUUGUGUGUGUAGCGAACUUUAUGUUAAUUAGUCGACGUCUUCUUAAGGAUUUGUAAUAAUUUGACCACUGUAAUUAUUUGCUUUAAGUAUUAAUAAAAUGUGCCUAAAUUACCAUUCCAGAAAAUUAUUUAGAAAGAGAAUGUAAUUAAGUGUUUAUGUGCAAUAUGUGUUAUUGAAUAUAUGCGAAUGUAUUUAUUGUGUAUUUUUAUGGAAUAAAAUUAAUAAGCG